Messenger RNA from Schistocerca nitens (vagrant locust), 4031 nucleotides. RefSeq names its product calaxin. Lineage: Eukaryota; Metazoa; Arthropoda; Insecta; Orthoptera; Acrididae. The record is from RefSeq and is a predicted model, not a curated record. Gene Ontology annotation, molecular function: calcium ion binding. The transcript has 4 exons. Bases 76 to 720 code for a protein of 214 amino acids.
GCGCAGUUGUCAGAUCGGUUACUGCUGCUACAGUGGCAGUCGAGACCAUGCCACGUCGUGUUGCGGCACUUCUGUAUGCUCGCGGGGGCCCUACACGAUAUUAGGCAGGAGAUCGAGGCGCUGUGCCGGGUGUACCGCAGCCUGGUGGCCAGCACGAGUGCUGCGGGUGGCUCCCCCGCCGCCGCGCAGGUGUCGGCCGUCGCGGUCGCAGCGCCGUCCGUCGCCGCGGUCGAGGGACUGGACCGCGUGGUGUUCCGCGAGCUGCUGCACAACACGUUCGACCUGGUGACGGAGGAGGUGCUGAUGGACCGCGUCUUCUGCGCCUUCGACCGCUGCAACGACGGCGUGGUGCGGCUCGAGGAGUGGGUGCAGGGGCUGUCCGUCUUCCUGCGGGGCACGCGCGAGCAGCGGACCGCCUUCUGCUUCCUCGUCUACGACCUCAACAGCGACGGCUACAUCACCCGCGACGAGAUGUUCCACCUGCUCAGGAACUGCCUGGUGAAGCACCCGAACGACGAGGACCCGGACGAGGGUGUGAAGGACCUGGUAGAGCUGGCGCUGCGCAAGCUGGACGCGGACCGCGACGGGAAGGUGUCCUUCCAGGACUUCCAGAAGGCGGUCCAGGCGGAGCCGCUGCUGCUGGAGGCAUUCGGCCAGUGUCUGCCAGCCGAGAGCGCCUGCCACACCUUCCUGGCCACCCUACGGGAGCCCCAGCCCUAACUCGGAGUACCAGUCCCGAGUGGCAGACCAUCGAGUUCCACACUUCACUGGGUCCCUAUCAGCCUGCCAUUCUGCGAAUGUACAUAUUUUAUCACGUAUUCUAAAUUAAUUUAAGUAAAGUUUUCAUACUCUUACUAGUGUGCUCAUUGAUUAUUAUCUUCAUCUCGAAUCACUGAAAUCCCUUUCGAAAGCAUGAAUUCUGGACAGGUUUUUAUGUAUUUUUCUUUGUCUUAUCGAAUGUCUGCGCACUUAGCAUCUAGAAAGGACAAUGUCACUACCUACCAAUACGAACGUAAUUAUUACCCUCAUGAGCAGCUGAAGGUCCUCAGAAACGAAUAAUUUAGAGACUGUGAGAGCAUUCAAUCUACACGGGAACAUACAAAAAGUUACAAUACGUGGAAGAUAUUUAAACAACGGGAACGCUGUACUAGACUAUAUAGUGGAGACCUCAAUUACAUAGUGUCAGAAACAAGGGUUUUUGGGGGCGGGGGAGGUUAAGAGGAAGAAAAGCACUUACCAGUCUCGAGUCUCGCUUUUGCAACUAAUUUUAUGUCGCGUUCUUCAGCUUCUCUUGGCACUGAUGAAGAUAGAUUAAUUAUCGGUCACAAGGCCGCACGUCUGAGUCUGUCUGUUUCUGCAGUCGACAAUGUUAUCGUCAGAUGAUGGUGCCCUCACCUUUAGGUGGAUUGGCAUCACUGUCGAUUACCGAACUACAACGCCUGGCAGAAAAAGGGCUCCAGCAGUAUGUUCUAAUUGACUGUUGUCUAGUAUCUGCUGCUUUUAGGACAUUGCACGAAGUAUACAGGGUGUCCUAGAUAUGUUCGACAGAUUUCGACGGAUUGUGGAGGGUGCCCUGACUAAAAAUCGAAGAUGGGAACCCGUGUCUGGAAAUGUCAACCAACGACGCUACGCAGCAUCGACGUUAUAGGAGCCGGCGCCUGCCGACUAGGCCACCCCUUUGGCAGCAUACUUAGGACACUGACGGACCGUAGGCGAAACGUCUUGGAAUGUAGUUUGUUAUUCAGUGAUCACGACCGAUUGCCACGAUCACCAUUGAUAAAGGAGUUAGCUGCUGCAUAGAAUGGCAAUGUCUCAUAUGAGUGCGACGUUCUGUUGCCUCGUUGGAUGACGGUUUCGGACACGGGUUGCCACCCGCAGUUUUUUUUCCUCCUGGUACUCUCUAAAAUCUACAGUGUUUUUCGGCAUAGAGGAAAAAAAAACUGCAGCUGGAAACUCGUGUCCAAAACCAAGACAACAGAGCAUCGCAUUUAUAGGAAGGAGACAACGCCUGUAGAAGCAGCAUCUCCCCAAUCAGUCGCUAUCACAGAAUAACAAAAAACAUUGCGAGACGUUCCGCCAACGGUCCGUCAGCGUACAAAGUCACAUUUUUCCGGAAAUUGGUUCCUAUUUUCCAUUUGUUCCUCAAGACACCCUCUGGAGACAUUUGAAGUUUGUCGUAACAUUUCUGGGACAUCCUGUACAUUCUCAGAUUAUCGUUACAUUUGUCUUACGCUUCAGGCUGAUUUAACAUUAGCGAGAAAUUGUUUCCAAUAGUUACUGAACGUUUUAUAUUCAGAAGCUGUGCUAGUUAGUGCAAAUGUAUCAAGUUUAGAUUUAAAAGAAAAGUACUGUUGUGAAACUCAAUUUUUCUGAUACUACCAGAGUUAUUACAAGGUAACCAAACUGAAACUGAUCCACAAAGUCUGUAAGUAUGACUUGCACAGAUAACCGGCAUUAUAAUUUUGUUACACUUAUCUGUAUAACAUAUACUUCAAGCGGAGGACGGUUAAGUGUGACAAAAUGGCAAUGCCUGUCAGCUGUGCAAGUAAUAACCUUAAACAUCUCCUGAACCAGCUUCAUUUGACUGCCCUGUAUAUUUCCAUUCUUUAUUUAGCAGUCCCGGUUACAACAUUAAUUCAGCUCACUUUUUAACAAUGCUUCACUUCUUUCCACCGUUCUAUCUUACUGAAGGUGUGUCACUAUUUCCUGUCUGAGCAACGAAUUAUGCCAGAACACAAUUCUCUAUCUUUUCGCCACAGGACUCAGCUUUACGUGACUGGCUUUCAUUGCAUUGUGUAAUUAUACACUUCUCGCUAACGGAAGCUUUUAUGGUGGCAGUCGACUGAGGUACAGUCGAGUCCUGGUGGCGGAGAGCCUGCUUUUGGCCAGGAGGGGCAGAAACAUGUUGACCCAAGUUCUUCAUAACCAGAUUUUGUACCAUUCCCCAGUACUAAAUUCCAAAACUGUGUGCAGUGCCCCGUGGAAUGUGACAUUGUUCACCGACUAAUCAGACGUCUGGGUGGGUACGCUAAGCUCUGUGUCCCUCUUAGGGCUAUUCAAGCGAAGUAGGCUUCAUUCUUGCGUAGCGUUUUACCCUCUCCCUUCUGUUGUGUAAUCAUAAAAAUCACAGAGACGGCACAUGCGCUCACUGUAGUUACAUACACUAAGCGUUCAUAUGUAACACACAACACUCACGCUUCGACAACGACAGGCGUCAAGUGAUACGAAUGAAGGGAGCUAUCUCUACGCAGGCAGCUGAACGAAUUCGAGAUACCCCAGCCGUCAAUAUUCCACAUACUUUUUGUCUUUUUGUCGGAUUGCUUUUAUUCGGAUGCUUUUGGAGAUGAGCAAAGACUCACCGACAUUCCUACUGUCUUACGUAGAAUUAGAGCAAUUUGAGUAGUAAGCGUAUCGUUUGAGAAAAUAUCGUACCUGUUUUACUUAUUUAUAAAAUUAUGAACCAUCUCUGUGUUUUUUUUUUUUUUUUUGACGGAGUAUCUUACUCACAUACAGUCAGUACAGUUUCUUGCAAAACCUUAAUAAUCUUUAAAUAAAUUUUAUUCGCACAGUCAGAAGAAUAUGUAAAUGACUCAUUACUUUUAUUGGAAGUGCUAACGUCUCAUCAUAGCAUAGAACAACUUAUAAUGUGUUUCUAUCUUGAGUAGUAAGCUAAGAUAAACUGUGCACCAACAAUAUCAUCUAAUUCAAUAAACUGUGGUCCCAUACUUUGCCUAAUUACAAUGGAAAAUAAUUUUAAUUUCACAUUAUCGAAGCUCCAUUAUGAGAUAAUCCUUGAUUAUCGCAUGAGAUUUAUCUGUCAGUUGGUAACAGAUCGCGCUAUUCAAGGAGUAAAUACAAAACCCAUGAAGCUCAUGCUGCAUGCUACAUUUCAGAUGGACUGCCACUUCUCCUCACACUACUAAAAUGAUCUCACCCGGCGCUCUUUCUCAGUGUUUAUACUCAUCGUCAGCAGCAGCUGAUAUGGGGAUGGUGUUGCACGUAUUUAAAAAUGCAGGAAAAUGAAACAGCUU